AUGCCACCGAGGGCGACAGGCAGCAUCGUCCCACUGGAGGACGGGUGGGAAAAGAUCAAGAAUGAAGGGAUCAAGGUGCUAGAAGAAUUUCUGGACACUGGACAUAUAAGAUCAACAGUGCCGCAGAACACUGACCCUCAGAAGCCGCGCAAUGUCUUCAGCAAAGCCAACUAUGCAGAACUGUAUACGACAGUGUACAAUAUGUGCACCCAGCGAACGCCAAACAACUGGUCAGAGCAGCUGUACCGGCGGUAUGGAGAAGCGAUGUCGGACUACGUCCAGCGCCAGGUCCUGCCAGCACUGAAAGAUAAGACAGACAUCCCCUUGAUGAAGGAGCUGCUGCACAGGUGGGUCAACCACAAGAUCUACGUGAAGUGGAUGGACAGAUUCUUCACCUACCUGGAUCGGUACUACGUCAAGCUCCAAUCAGUUGAGCCGCUGCACAACAGGGGCUACAGCAUCUUCAACCAGCAGGUUUUCACCAGUGUCAUCAAGGAUACGCGAUCAGCGCUGCUGAAGGUCAUCAAUCAGGAGCGACAAGGCGAGCACAUCGACCAGGAUCUUGUCAAAGGCGUCAUUGAGAUCUUCAUUGACCUUGGUCUUAACAGCUCGAACCUAUACAACACCGAAUUCGAGGAAGCUUUUCUGCCGGCUACUAGCAGCUACUUCGUCCGACAAGCCUCAGGCUGGCUGUCGGAGGAUUCCUUCCCAGAGUACCUGCGGAAAGCCGAGGCAGCGCUGCACGCCGAGGACCAGCGCUGCCACAACUACCUGAGCAGGACAACUCUUCCCAAGCUGCGAAAUGUAGUGAUCCUGGCAGUCCUGUCGCAGCCACAGGGCCAGUUGCUCGAGAAAGAGACAGGCGUCGUGUACCUUUUGGACAACGACAAGCGAGAGGAUUUGGCAAGAAUGCACCGCAUGUUCAGCCUGGUCGAGAAUGGUUUGAACCCCAUCGCGCAGGCGUUCCGCCAGUACGUGACUGAUAGGGGGAACCAGAUCGUCGACGAGCGCGUGGAGCAGCAGAAGCAGGUGUCAUCCAAGGCGGAGGCUUUGAACGACCCAACCUUCAUCCAGACUCUUCUGGAGCUGCAUGACCGCUUCAAAGGAAUCGUGCACGAGUGCUUCUCACAGGACUCCCUUUUCCAAAAGUCGCUCAAAGAAGCCUUCGAAGUCUUUGUGAACCGCGACAUUGGGAAGUUCUCCUUUGCGGCCCUGAUGUCUUCUUUCUGCGACCGCAUCCUGAAGAAGUCAGGCGAGCGGCUGUCAGACGAGCAGGUGGAGAACCUUCUGACGAAGAUGGUGGAGCUCUUCUCCUUCCUUAGCGACAAGGACCUCUUCGCCGAGAUCUACAGGAAUCAGCUGUCCAAGCGGCUGCUCUACGAGACCUCCGCCUCCGAGGACGCAGAGAAGAGCAUGAUUGCCAAACUCAAGAUGAAGUGCGGGGCGCAGUUCACCUCCAAGCUUGAAGGCAUGCUCACGGACCUGUCCCUGGCCCUGGACACCCAGAAGGACUUCAAGGACCACUGCGAGCAGCUUCCCGAGGGCAAGGCAGCCCUCGGCGGCAUCGAAUUCAACGUCACUGUGCUGACGACUGGCUUCUGGCCAUCUUAUCAGGUGCAGGAGGCAAGCCUUUGCCCGGAAAUGCAGAAGGCCAUCCAGGUGUUCAGCAAUUAUUACAAUGGCAAAACGCAGCAUCGGCGACUGCAGUGGAUCCACUCCCUGGGGCAGGCCACGAUUGCCGCCAAGUUGAAUGGUCGAAGGCACGACCUGAUCGUCAACUCUUAUCAGGCGCUGAUCCUGCUUCUCUUCACCAGAGACGAGUCCCACAACCUUUCCUUCAUCCAGAAUUCGACUGGUUUGGAGCCGAGCAUGUGCAAGAAGCUUUUGGCCACCUUGUCGAUUGCCAAGUUCAAGAUUUUAAGUAAGACUGGCGACGGCAAGACGAUCGAGGAUGACGCUAGCUUUUGCCCCAAUGAUGGCUUCCAGUGCCAGCACAGAAAGAUCAAGAUACCUCCUCCAGUGACGGAAGAGACGCACAACAAGGAGCGCGUGGAGGAGGAUCGUUCCAUCGCCAUCGAGGCGGCCAUCGUGCGCAUCAUGAAGAUGAGGAAGACGUCCCACGUCUCUCCAUGCCUCUCCCACGUCUCGCAGUUCUGCGCUCUGUUUGCUCUCCCGGUGGCGCCAGAUCUGGAAACUUGA
Molecule: messenger RNA, 2199 nt
Organism: Symbiodinium natans
Lineage: Eukaryota; Dinophyceae; Suessiales; Symbiodiniaceae
Source: the annotation of a GenBank genome assembly